AUGACAUUUCGUCGACCACAUCCCAAUCGAAUAUCUCGUGGGCUAGCGUCUAAUCGGGAAUUGGAACUGGAGCAGGUAAAUCAAGCUUUGAGAGAUGAUGAAGUUUCAAUCAAUAGGUCGAAUGAGAAAUACAUAAAUGAGCUGGAGCGCAAAUAUAUCAGAUGUGAGAAAGAAAUCCAAUCUCUCAAUAAAGAACUGGAACAGCUCGAGGAUGCUUCAGAGGAAGAAAAGCCAGAGUUGAGAUCAGAGAUAUCGUCCCUUAAAAGAAGCUUAUACCAAGCCACAAAGGAGAUUCAAGUUAUUUCUUCCUGGAGAAGCUCUCCAAGUUUAUAUAAUUCGGAAGAGGAAGAUACAGAUAUGGCGAAUCUUGACCUUUUUAUACAAAUCGAUCGAGGCUUGAAUCAUAUUGAAAAUCAUCUUAGAGGUGGUACACCAUUAAAUAAUCCUACUAAUAUUAUACAAGGCAUUAGAGACGCCAACCUUCAGAAUUGA
Messenger RNA from Paraglomus brasilianum, 492 nucleotides. The record is from the annotation of a GenBank genome assembly. NCBI's taxonomy places the organism in Eukaryota, Fungi, Glomeromycota, Glomeromycetes, Paraglomerales, Paraglomeraceae.